Prorocentrum cordatum is the source of this 1056-nucleotide messenger RNA. NCBI's taxonomy places the organism in Eukaryota, Dinophyceae, Prorocentrales, Prorocentraceae. The record is from the annotation of a GenBank genome assembly.
UCAGCUACAACGCCGGGGUCAGCGCUUGCGAGAAAGGGAGUCAGUGGCAGCGAGCGCUGGCGCUGCUCGGCGAGAUGCGGGAGGCGAAGCUGGAGCUCACCGUCGUCACUACAACCGUGGAGUCGACGCGUGCGCGAAGAGUGGGCAGUGGCAGCGGGCACUGGCGCUGCUCAGCGAGAUUAGGGAGGUGAAAUUGGAGGCCAACGUCAUCAGCUACAGCUGCGGGAUCAGCUCGUGCGAGAAGGGCGAGCAGUGGCAGCACGCCUUGGCGCUGCUCAGCGAGAUGAAGGAGGCGAAGCUGGAGCCCGGCGUCAUCUCUUCGGUUACAGCGCUGGGAUCAGCGCGUGCGAGAAGGGAGAGCAGUGGCAGCGGGCUGUGGCGCUGCUGUGCGAGAUGCGAGAGGUGAAGGAGGAGCCCAAUGUCAUCUGCCUACAGCGCCUUGAUCAGCGCGUGCGAGAUUUGCAGACAGUGGCAGGGGGCUUUGGCGCUGCUCAGCGACAUGAGUGAGGCGAAGUUGGAGCCCAGCGUCAUCUGCUUAUUCAGUUGUACCAGCGCAUGUGAUAGAGGUGGGCAGGUCAUGCAGUUGCUGUCAAUGCUCAGCAAGUUUCCCGAGCAGGAGAUGUCGGAGCUCAGCAAAUAUUCGGAGAUGAUGGUGAGCCGAGCGGCAUAAGCAACACCGCCAGGAUCAGCGCGUGCGAGAAGGGCGAGCAGUGGCAACGAGCUUCGGCGCAGCAGCUCGAGAUGUGGAAGGCGAAGGUGUAGAACUUAGCGUUAUCCAUGCAGCUACACCGCUGGGCUGAGCGCGUGCGAGACAGGCGAGCAGCGGCAGUGGGCUAUGGUGCUGCUCCGCGAGACGACAGCGGUGGCAGCGGAGCCCAACGCCAUCAUCGACAGCGCCGCGGUCCCGCGGCCCCAAGGCUCUGGCCUCGAGGGUGCCUCGGACGGCCCCCGCCAGGCCCCGCCGGGAGAGGGGUGCUCCUGGGCGAGGCCCGCCGCUUCCUCCUCCUCCUCCUCCUCCUCCUCCUCCUCCUCCUCCUUUUCCACCUCCUCCUCCUC